CGCCCAAGACGAAGGUGGUCCACUUCACUAUGAACCCUGCUGAGAUAGCUCAGAGACACAGAGAAGAGGAGCCGAAAAGGUUGCAUGAUGAAAAUGACAAACUGAAACAGAGGCUGAAGUUGCUAGAGGAAUCUGGAGGCUCGGUGGAUGACCUGACUCAGAAGGUGGAGAAGAAACUACAGGAACCAGAUGCCGGAAAGGAGGUGGAAGAGCUGAAGAGCCAGCUGACCCGGGAAGAGCUGCGCAACAAGCGACUGAUGGAGGCAUUCAAAAAGACGAGCCAGGAGUUCCGUGAGGUGUGCUACCAGCUGACAGGCUACAAGAUUGACAUCCCCCUGUGCCAGCCGGGGCACCGGACUCACAAACAUGUAUGCCGAUUCCCCACAAGACUACCUGCUGUUUGCUGUGAGUAG
Molecule: messenger RNA, 413 nt
Organism: Haliotis rubra (blacklip abalone)
Lineage: Eukaryota; Metazoa; Mollusca; Gastropoda; Lepetellida; Haliotidae
Product: mitotic spindle assembly checkpoint protein MAD1-like
Exons: 2
Coding region: 30-413 (127 amino acids)
Biological process (GO): mitotic spindle assembly checkpoint signaling; attachment of mitotic spindle microtubules to kinetochore
Cellular component (GO): mitotic spindle; kinetochore; nuclear envelope
Source: RefSeq, a predicted model, not a curated record